Messenger RNA from Chrysoperla carnea, 918 nucleotides. RefSeq lists its product as uncharacterized. Bases 1 to 918 code for a protein of 305 amino acids. The record is from RefSeq and is a predicted model, not a curated record. Lineage: Eukaryota; Metazoa; Arthropoda; Insecta; Neuroptera; Chrysopidae. The transcript is spliced from 3 exons.
AUGGUACAUUGUCCACCACCCGUAUUCUUGAGGCGCCAACAAAGAGCUGAGGGUCAUCAUGCUCCAGCCUCUUCCGACAAAAAUGCAUACAGAUGUACGAAGACGGUAGCCUCCCUGGUGGGAGUGCUUCCACGUCGCCAGAUUGGCAACACGUUGAAAAAAGUAACAAAAACACAACAAAAAACAACAAAGAAACUCCAAAAACACGAACAUAUUCGAACACAAGAAGAGACCAAGAGACCACGUUCUGGUUCCAAGAGACCACGUCCUUCUACACCUGAAGAAAUUGUUCUUCAAAACAAAUUCGCGGCGCUAUUGUCCGACGACGACGAAAAUGAUGACCAAUUUCCAAAAUUACCGCAAGAAAUCAAAGAAGAACUCGAAGAAUUAAAUGUUCCAUCCACAAAUGUGUUUAAAAUGAACAUCAAAAAUCAAAACAGACACCUAUACAAAGUUGAUUUUCCAUCAACAACAUCGUAUCAACAAAUUCCACGAAUCAACACACAUUUAUCAACAAAAAUUUAUUGGGCCAAAUACCAAAGAGGUAGCGGCCCAACACAGUGCUUCCAUUGUGAAGCUUUCGGGCAUAGUGCUUCGAAUAGUUUCUUAAAACCGAAAUGCGUAAAGUGUUUAGGAGAACAUGAAACCAAAGAGAGUACAAAAGACGCCCAAACAACACCCAAAUGUAUCAACUGUCAGGGUGAUCAUCCAGCCAACUUCAGAAAAUGUCCAACGUACAUAGGAUACUUAAAAAAAUUAGAAGAGCGUCGCAUGAAAAAUGCUACACCAAGAUUCAUACCUGCGUUUAAUUUAACGUAUGGGCUCAACGAUCCGCCCAACGAGAAGAAAAUCAAAACCAUUCAGUUGCAAAAACAUCCAAUAUUGGGUGGUGACGCCACUGAUCCAUUAUUCAAAUAA